UCCUGGACGCGCGCUCGCGCUGCGUGUUCCCGCCUUUUGACUCCAGCCGAGCGAAUCCUGGGAGAGGGCAGGUGACGUCAACAGUCAGGCUCGAUGGCGGCGCGGCGGCGGCUGAUGGGGACCAGCGGCCGGCGCAGUCGGGCGUCAGCUUCUAAAGCAUCAAAUGAAACCGACAAUACAGAAGACUCUCCUCCUGCCAAGAAAACUCGAAGAUGCCAGGGGCAGGAGGUGAAAAAAGAGCCUGUGCCUGGAGGAAAGGCUGAUGAGGACAGAACAGAAGACAAGCAAGAGUCUGUGAAGACCUUGCUGUUAAAGGGCAAAGCUCCCGUGGACCCAGAGUGCACCCUAAAGGUGGGGAAGGCCCAUAUCUACUGUGAAGGGAAUGAUGUGUAUGAUGUCAUGUUAAAUCAGACCAAUCUCCAGUUCAACAACAACAAGUACUAUCUGAUUCAGCUGUUAGAAGAUGAUGCUCAGAGGAACUUCAGUGUUUGGAUGAGAUGGGGCCGAGUUGGGAAAGUGGGGCAGCACAGCUUGGUGGUUUGUUCAGGGGACCUCAACAAGGCCAAGGAAAUCUUUCAGAAGAAAUUCCUUGACAAAACAAAAAACAAUUGGGAGGAUCGUGAGAAGUUUAAGAAGGUGCCUGGAAAAUAUGAUAUGGUACAAAUGGACUAUACCACCAAUACUCAGAAUGAAGAGGAAACAAAAAAAGAGGAAUCUCUUAAAUCCCCCUUGAAACCGGAGUCACAGCUAGAUCUUCGUGUACAAGAGCUGAUAAAGUUGAUCUGUAAUGUCCAGGCCAUGGAAGAGAUGAUGAUAGAAAUGAAAUAUGACACCAAGAAAGCCCCACUUGGGAAGCUGACAGUGGCACAAAUCAAGGCAGGUUACCAGUCUCUUAAGAAGAUUGAGGACUGUAUUCGGGCUGGCCAACAAGGACGAGCUCUCGUGGAAGCAUGCAAUGAAUUCUACACCAGGAUCCCACAUGACUUUGGACUCCGUACUCCUCCAUUAAUCCGGACGGAGAAAGAAUUGUCAGACAAAAUACAACUACUAGAGGCUUUGGGAGACAUUGAAAUUGCCAUUAAGCUGGUAAAGACCGAGCUGCAAAGCCCAGAACAUCCAUUGGACCAACACUAUAAAAAACUACAUUGUGCCUUGCACCCUUUAGACCAUAAAAGUUAUGAGUUCAAAAUAAUUUCCCAGUACCUUCAGUCUACCCAUGCUCCCACACACAGUGACUAUACCAUGACCUUGCUGGAUGUUUUUGAAGUAGAGAAGGAGGGUGAGAAAGAAGCCUUCAAAGAGGACCUUCAUAACAGGAUGCUGCUAUGGCAUGGUUCCAGGCUGAGCAACUGGGUAGGAAUCCUGAGCCAUGGGCUUCAGAUUGCCCCACCUGAGGCUCCCAUCACAGGUUACAUGUUUGGAAAAGGAAUCUACUUUGCUGACAUGUCUUCCAAGAGUGCCAAUUACUGCUUCGCCUCUCGCCUAAAGGAUAUUGGAUUACUGCUCCUAUCAGAGGUAGCUCUAGGUCAGUGUAAUGAGCUACUGGAGGCCAACCCAGAGGCAGAAGGAUUACUUCAGGGCAAACACAGCACCAAAGGACUGGGCAAGAUGGCUCCCAAUCCUGCGAGCUCCGUCACUCUGAAUGGGAGUACAGUGCCCUUAGGACCAGCACAUGACACAGGAAUUCUGAAUCCAGAUGGUUAUACCCUCAACUACAAUGAAUUUAUUGUCUAUAAUCCCAACCAGGUCCGUAUGCGAUACCUUCUAAAGGUUCAAUUUAAUUUCCUGCAGCUGUGGUAACAUUGAUAUUAAAUAAACCAGAGAAGAUAUCUUCAAGCAAGGAAAUAAACAAUGUUGUACUUUUGAACUUUUUCUUAUUUUAUGUAAUAAAAAUAGUACAAAUCUA
This is a messenger RNA of Myotis brandtii (Brandt's bat), 1906 nucleotides long. It is a transcript of the gene PARP2, whose product is annotated as poly (ADP-ribose) polymerase 2. The coding region runs from base 94 to 1800 and encodes 568 amino acids. Gene Ontology annotation, molecular function: NAD+ poly-ADP-ribosyltransferase activity. Lineage: Eukaryota; Metazoa; Chordata; Mammalia; Chiroptera; Vespertilionidae. The transcript is spliced from 16 exons. The record is from RefSeq and is a predicted model, not a curated record.